UUAAUUAUUCCAUUUCUAAGAACUUCAAUUUAAUUUACAUUAUUGUGAGCAUCCACAUUAUUAGAAUUUGAAUCUUACACUGUGAUUAAAAUGGAGCGAGAGAGCACUCGGAGUAGAUCCAUCCGAAUCUGGAAACACGAAGUGUUUGUGAGUUUCAGAGGCGAGGACACUCGCAACAACUUCAUCGAUCAUCUCUUCGCCGCUUUCGAUAGAAAAGGCAUAGACGCAUUCAAAGACGAUAGAAAUCUGAAGCAGGGAGGGCACAUUUCAACUGAGCUAAUGGAAGCCAUAGAAACUUCGACGGUUCUAAUGGUGGUGUUGUCCAAAAACUACGCUUCCUCCACAUGGUGCUUGCGGGAACUAGAAAAGAUCCUGGAGUGUGCCAAGGUGCACAAAACAUCACAGGCUGUUCUUCCAGUCUUCUAUGAUGUGACUCCAUCUGAGGUGAGAACGCAGAGCGGAGAUUAUGAGAAAGCGUUUGCCGAACUUGAGAGAAGAUUCGAACGAGAUUUGGGGAUGGUGCAAAAAUGGAGGGAAGCUAUGGCACAGGUGGCUGAAUUCUCUGGUUGGGAUGUGCAGAACAAGCCGCAACACACUGAGAUUGAAAAAAUUGUUGAAAGAGUAAUAGAUAUUCAACAUUGCAAAUCAUCAAAUUUAGAUGGUUUGGUGGGGAUGCAUCCGCGUGUGGAAGAACUAGAAAAGCUUUUGGACUUUGACUGUAGUAGCGAUGACGAUGAUGUUCGAGUUACAGGCAUAUGUGGGAUGGGCGGAAUAGGAAAGUCAACGCUUGCUAGAGUUGUAUUCGAAAGAAACUUGCAUCGAUUUUCUGUUACUUGCAUUCUUGAUAACCUGAGUCAAGUUUUUCAUCGUGAUGGUCUUGUUGGGGCGCAAAAGCUACUUGUUUCUCACAUUCUAAAAGAUGAAAUGCAACAUAUGUGGAGUCUUUCCAAGGCAAUGAGAUUGAUGAAAGCUAGAUUGUGCCGUGUGAAGGCUCUUAUUGUUUUAGAUAAUGUUGAUAGCGAGGACCAAUUAGAAGAACUGGGUCUGAAUCCCGAAUACUUAUUUCCUGGGAGUAGAAUCAUCGUAAUUUCGAGAGAUAAGCAUAUCUUAAAGAUGAGCGGAGUGGAUGAAAUUUAUGAGGCUCAACUUUUGAACAAGGAGGAAUCAUAUCAAUUGUUUUGUAGAAAAGUUUUUAGAAGAAAUAAUUUCAUGUUACAGCAUUGUGACGAAUUAUUGGUAGAUGGAGUAUUAAAAUAUGCUCAAGGCCUUCCUUUGGCAAUUGAAGUUUUGGGAUCAUUUCUAAAAGAGAGAAGUAUGGAUUCAUGGGAAUCUAUCUUGUCUGAGAUGAGAGUUUGUCCACCACAUGAGGAAAUUAUGGACGUGCUUAAAAUUAGUUAUGAUCAAUUAGAUUGCAUGGAAAAGCAAGUAUUUCUUGAUAUUGCUUGUAUCUUUCAUGAUGGUAGUGAUAAGGAAGAGGUAAUGAGAAUUCUAGAUUGUUGUGGAUUCUUUGCAGACAUAGCAGUUUGCAACCUUCAUGAUAAAUCACUUAUAACCAUUAAUAAGAAUGAGGGUAUUGAAAUGCAUGGCAAGCUCCGGGAGCUAGGCAUGGAAAUUGUUAGAAAGGAAGCACUCAUGGAGCCAGGAAAGAGAAGCAGGAUAUGGCGCUUUCAGGAUUUCCUAAAUGUUUGCGAAAAUAAGGCAAUGGAUUACGUUGAAGCCAUACGCUUGGAAUCACAAACAAUGGAUGAGAAAAAUACAACGCUAAGUGUAGAAGCAUUAUCAAAAAUGAAUCAACUUAGACUGCUGAAAAUCAAUGAUGUGAAGUUUUCAGGAAACCUAAGCUGCCUUUCCAGUAAAUUGCGAUAUCUUGAAUGGGCAGAAUAUCCUUACACAUAUUUUCCACUAAGUUGUGAGCCGUCUAACCUUGUUGAGUUAUCCUUACCACAUAGUAGCAUCAAACAACUAUGGAAUGACAUAAAGUGUUUGUACAAUUUGAAAUCUGUAGAUCUCCAUGGCUCUCAAAAUCUUAUCAAAAUCCCAGACUUUAGCAAAGCCCCAAAUCUUGAGAUGCUGAAUCUUGAGGGGUGCACAAAACUUGUGCACAUUCAUCCAUCAGUUAGAUUUCUAGAAAAACUCAGUUAUUUGAAUUUGAAGAAUUGCACAAGUUUAGUGAGCAUCCCCAAUCGUAUAUUAAGUAUAAGUUCGCUUCAAGUCGUAAAUCUUGCAGGUUGCUCAAAAUUAUGGAAACAUAGUAGGAAGCAAAGCUAAAUACUUUCGUCUUUAUUCUAAUAGAUAGUGGACACAGAAAUUCAUUUGAUUGUACAGACAAAGAUACAAUUUUUUCUUUCUUUCGUUUUUGAAAGAACAUGCACGUACAUUCUUGUGUUAGAUCUUAAUUAGCACUAAUAAAGGGUUCAACAUAGUUUGAUUUUUCAUCUUUCAUGUAA
Messenger RNA from Arachis stenosperma, 2447 nucleotides. RefSeq names its product disease resistance protein RUN1-like. Gene Ontology annotation, biological process: defense response; signal transduction. Gene Ontology annotation, molecular function: ADP binding. The record is from RefSeq and is a predicted model, not a curated record. The coding region runs from base 91 to 2268 and encodes 725 amino acids. Lineage: Eukaryota; Viridiplantae; Streptophyta; Magnoliopsida; Fabales; Fabaceae. The transcript is spliced from 4 exons.